CACCUACGCGGCAACACAGGGAGGGCGAACGCCCGCAUCUUUUGAGCGCCGGGAAUCUGUAGCUUCAUGAAUAAUAAUUAAUGAUGCGCGAAGAGCGCUCGAAGUUACACCUAGUCUAGGAGGAGGGGGAAAGGGACCAAAAAGGCCUUUUAGGCCCGCCCCCGGGCUGGCCUGUAACCUAGGAGACGGACGGAGCUUUCAGAGAGGGACGAGUUAACACCCUCAGCGAGGAGUUCACAAGUCAGAGAAGGGACCAAAAAGGCCUUUUAGGCCCGCCCCCGGGCUGGCCUGUAACCUAGGAGACGGACGGAGCUUUCAGAGAGGGACGAGUUAACACCCUCAGCGAGGAGUUCGCAAGUCAGAGAAGGGACCAAAAAGGCCUUUUAGGCCCGCCCCCGGGCUGGCCUGUAACCUAGGAGACGGACGGAGCUUUCCGGGAGGGACGAGUUAACACCCUCAGCGAGGAGUUCACAAGUCAGAGAAGGGACCAAAAAGGCCUUUUAGGCCCGCCCCCGGGCUGGCCUGUAACCUAGGAGACGGACGGAGCUUUCAGAGAGGGACGAGUUAACACCCUCAGCGAGGAGUUCACAAGUCAGAGAAGGGACCAAAAAGGCCUUUUAGGCCCGCCCCCGGGCUGGCCUGUAACCUAGGAGACGGACGGAGCUUUCAGGGAGGGACGAGUUAACACCCUCAGCGAGGAGUUCGCAAGUCAGAGAAGGGACCAAAAAGGCCUUUUAGGCCCGCCCCCGGGCUGGCCUGUAACCUAGGAGACGGACGGAGCUUUCCGGGAGGGACGAGUUAACACCCUCAGCGAGGAGUUCACAAGUCAGAGAAGGGGCAGGGACGCGGAAAGCAGCCGGCGGUUGUCAUGACGACGCCGCAGUCACUUCCGGAUCCGGCGAUGGUUAAAUAGCUGGGACCGGCGCUUCAGUCCCAGUAGUCUAAGCCGGUUUGGCGAGUGGAGCUGAGGGUCUGCUUGUCAGGAACCUCCCGAUCUCCUUCUUUCAGGCGGUUCACUACGCUGCCCGGCACUGGCCAUGACGAGCUUGGGCACCAGCAGCCAGACUGUGACCGAGUAUGUGGUCCGCGUUCCCAGGAACAACCUCAAGAGGUACAACAUCAUGGCGUUCAACGCGGCCGACAAAGUCAACUUCUCCACCUGGCACCAGGCCAAGAUGGAACGGGAUCUGAGCAACAAGAAGAUCUACCAGGAGGAAGAGAUGCCAGAAUCUGGGGCUGGCAGUGAGUUUAACCGGAAGCUCCGGGACGAGGCCAGGAGGAAGAAGUGGCAUCCCUCAGACCGGGACAAGGCCAGCCCUGGCCCUCAAAGUCAAUGGAAAACAGGAGGAGGCUCUGGCCUCUUCCGGCUUCCUCCAGCCUUAGGGGAUGAGGGCCCCGGGAGCCCCUGGGACUGCCCCUCCUGGAGACCCUGCAUGAUGCACAGCCUUGUUUGCAGGAGGAACAAAGUCCUGAACCACUUCAGCAUCAUGCAGCAGCGGCGGCUGAAGGACCAGGACCACAACGAGGAUGAAGAUGAGCAUAAAGAGAAGAAGAACCGGAAGAAGCCCAGUGAGCUCCGCAUCCACGACCUGGAGGAUGACCUGGAGAUGAGCUCUGAUGACAGCAACAGCAGUGGGGAGGAGGGAGAGAAGGUCCCCAAGAGCAAGAAGAAGGCAGCUCCCUCCAGAGGGGGCAAGAAGAAGAAGAAGAAGGGCUCUGAUGAUGAGGCCUUUGAGGACAGCGAUGAUGGGGACUUUGAGGGCCAGGAGGUGGACUACAUGUCAGAUGGCUCCAGCAGCUCUGAGGAGGAGGCAGUAGGGAAAGCGAAGGUGGUCCAGCAGGAGGAGGAUGGCCCUAAAGGUAUUGAUGAGGAAAGUGAAAGCAGUGAGGAGAGUGAGGAAGAGAAGCCCCCUGAGGAGGAGGAGAAGGAGGAAGAAGAUAAGAAGGCCCCCAACCCGCAGGAGAAGAAGAAGAGGAAAGGAGACAGCAGCGAGGAGUCAGACACCUCCGAGGAGAGCGACAUCGACAACGAGGCGUCCUCGGCCCUCUUCAUGACUAAGAAGAAGACCCCCCCCAAGAGGGAGCAGAAGGCCUCGGGCAACAGCUCCAGGGGCAACAGCCGCCCAAGCACUCCCAGCGUGGACAGCGGCAGUACGUCCUCCACCCUGCGGGCAGCUGCCAGCAAGCUGGAGCAAGGGAAGCGGCAGACGGGACCCAGUGAUACGCCUGCUGCCAAGCGCCUGAGGCUGGAUGCCGGGCCUCAGAGCAUCUCAGGGAAAUCCACCCCUCAGCCUCAGUCCGGCAAGUCCACGCCCAGCAGCGGUGAUGUGCAGGUGACAGAGGACGCGGUCAGGCGCUACCUGACCCGAAAGCCCAUGACCACCAAGGACCUGCUGAAGAAGUUCCAGACCAAGAAGACGGGGCUCAGCAGCGACCAGACAGUCAACGUGCUGGCCCAGAUCUUGAAGCGCCUCAACCCGGAGCGCAAGAUGAUCAAUGACAAGAUGCACUUCUCUCUCAAGGAGUGAGGCGGCCGCCGGGACACAGCCGGGGCAAUAAAAGCAGUUCAGUCUUUUU
Messenger RNA from Sarcophilus harrisii (Tasmanian devil), 2577 nucleotides. RefSeq names its product general transcription factor IIF subunit 1. Bases 1038 to 2528 code for a protein of 496 amino acids. Gene Ontology annotation, cellular component: nucleus; transcription factor TFIIF complex. The transcript is spliced from 13 exons. The record is from RefSeq and is a predicted model, not a curated record. NCBI's taxonomy places the organism in Eukaryota, Metazoa, Chordata, Mammalia, Dasyuromorphia, Dasyuridae. Gene Ontology annotation, biological process: transcription initiation at RNA polymerase II promoter; positive regulation of transcription elongation by RNA polymerase II. Gene Ontology annotation, molecular function: TFIIF-class transcription factor complex binding; DNA binding; RNA polymerase II general transcription initiation factor activity.